Setaria italica (foxtail millet) is the source of this 1289-nucleotide messenger RNA. RefSeq lists its product as uncharacterized. The record is from RefSeq and is a predicted model, not a curated record. The coding region runs from base 168 to 938 and encodes 256 amino acids. Lineage: Eukaryota; Viridiplantae; Streptophyta; Magnoliopsida; Poales; Poaceae. The transcript has 4 exons.
GCAGCGUAACCGAAGUCCAAUAGAAGGCACGGCGCUCUCCAUUGGACCCUCCCCUAUGUUUCUCCUCUUCUCCUCUCGUCUCGUUCCCCGCACGCUCACGACCUCGCCCAAACGGCCAACCCGCGGAAGAGUUUGCAGGUGGAAGAGGGGAGGAGGAAGAGGACGAGAUGGCGAAGGAGGACAAGUUCCCGGUGUGGGAGGCGGCGCUGCUCGCCGCCGUGGCCGCGGUCUUCGCCGCGGCGCUGGCGGGCGUCUACGUCUCCAUGCCCCACUCCGACUACAGCUUCCUCAAGCUGCCCCACAACCUCCAGGAGCUCCGAGUCCUCACCGACCAUCUGGAGGGCUACACCAGUAACUACACCAUCCAGGUGCUGGUGGGCUACUGCGCUGUGUACAUCUUCAUGCAGACGUUCAUGAUCCCAGGGACUAUUUUCAUGUCCUUGCUUGCUGGGGCCCUCUUUGGGCAGCUCGGUGGCCUGGCCCUGGUGAUCUUUGCUGCCACUGCCGGUGCUUCUUCCUGCUACUUCCUGUCCAAGCUGGUCGGCAAACCACUGGUCUCCUCGUUGUGGCCGGACAAGCUCAUGUUUUUCCAAAAGCAGGUUGCAAAGAGAAGAGAGAAGCUGCUUAAUUACAUGCUUUUCCUGAGACUCACUCCAACACUGCCCAAUACUUUCAUCAAUUUUGCUUCACCUAUAGUGGAUGUGCCCUACCAUAUCUUCUUCUUAGCGACAGCCACUGGCCUCAUCCCAGCUGCCUAUGUGACUGUCAAGGCUGGAAUUGCUUUGAGCGACCUGAGAUCGUUGAACGACCUAUACGAUCCGAAGUCGAUUGCGGUGCUGUUCCUGAUCGGGCUUGUUUCGGUGACGCCAACAUUGCUGGGCAAGAACGAGACGCAAGGCAAAGCACCAGCAGACUUGGCAGCUAGCACCACCAACUGAUCACUUGCACGCCACCCAAGUCCUCCUCUCCUGUAGAUACUUGAAACUCAUCGUCUGGUGGUGGCUCCAUGACUUCGAACCAAAUGGAGCCUGUCGCUGGCCACGAACAUGGCGAGGGUCCCAGUCUGUCUCCACUUCUCGAAAAACUUUUGUGCUAACAUUGCAAAAGGGAUAUCCCAAUAUCAUGGUCGCCUCAUCGUGAAUCUUGCGAGCGAAACGGACAUCGGAACAGACUGCUUUUCGUUUGUUGUGUUUAACAUUGUUUAGAUGGAAGGUUUCAGAUUCACUGAUUGUAUCUUGCACACGUUGACCAGAUUCAAUCAAUACAGCUGAUUCGGUGAUUCCUGAACA